Molecule: messenger RNA, 3220 nt
Organism: Dendronephthya gigantea
Lineage: Eukaryota; Metazoa; Cnidaria; Anthozoa; Malacalcyonacea; Nephtheidae
Product: cGMP-specific 3',5'-cyclic phosphodiesterase-like
Exons: 23
Coding region: 164-2908 (914 amino acids)
Biological process (GO): signal transduction
Molecular function (GO): 3',5'-cyclic-nucleotide phosphodiesterase activity; protein binding
Source: RefSeq, a predicted model, not a curated record
GCAAACAAGCGAUUGUUUCGCGACUAUUUGCUGCGAUUCAACUGAGAAUCUUCUCGUUGCAAUUCAUCAGUACUCAAGCGUCUUAUAGGCCACGUAUAAUAUGGCGUUGACUGGAAACUAAUUGACGGAAAUUAACAUUGAAGACAGCCGGUAAUAUUAUAACAUGAACGUCGCAUCCUCAGGUCUCUCCGAGGCCGUCGUUGAGACGUAUUUAGAUAAAAAUACGGCCUUCGCUCGUCAGUAUUUUGCUGGAAAGUAUCCACACGCCGUGUCGCAUGUUGUUCUUGAAUCAACUGGAGUGAUGAAUUCUCCCACCUCGGCUGUCAAAAAUCCAAGCAAACACGGUCAGGUGUUAAAACCCAUGCGAGGCUCGGUGUCUAUCAUGAGUCCUGAGAAAGUGCGUGAGAUUUUUGAUCCAGAAACAUCACCAGAGCCAGGGAAGCUUUCGUUUGACUCGAGAAACGUAACCCCAACGCGUGCGGAUAUCCGAAGCCUUGACGAGAGGGAAUUGUUGAUGGAACUGAUUCGUGAAAUCUCAAACGAACUCGAUGUUCAACGAUUAAGUCAUAAAAUCCUCGUAAAUAUUGGGAUUCUGACCAACGCUGAUCGUUGUUCGUUGUUCCUAGCUGAAGGCUCGAAGGACAAUCGUUUCUUGGUAUCAAAGUUAUUCGAUGUCACUUCGGAAUCCACGCUGGAAAGCACGUUGCGAGAGAACGAUGAUCGUGUCUACACUGUCCCCUUCGGGGUCGGGAUCGCGGGAUAUGCUGCGUUAACGGGAGAGACUGUUAACAUCAGGAACGCAUAUGAGGAUCCAAGAUUCAACUCGUCCAUCGAUAAAGAAACGGGUUACAAAACGCACAGCAUUGUUUGUAUCCCAAUAAAAAACAGAGAAGGCCAGGUCAUUGGCGUCGCUCAAGUCAUCAACAAGAAAUGUGAAGAUCAUGAAUUUUCAGAGAAAGAUGUAGAGGUAGUCAAGAAUUAUCUGACUUUUUGCGGAAUUGGAAUAACAAAUGCUCAGCUAUUUGAACUGUCAGUCAUGGAGUACAGACGGAAUCAGGUGUUGCUUCAAUUGGCUAAGAGGAUCUUUGAAGAACAAACGAGUUUGGAUAAAGUUGUUCAUAAUAUAAUGUUGGAAUCUCAAGAACUUUUGCAUUGUGAAAGAUGUUCCGUUUCGUUAGUUGAUAGUUCUGUUGAAAACGAGAUCGUCUUUUCAAAGUCGUUUAAUUUGCUACCAGAAGGCGCGAAGGACGAAUGUUCAGCGUCUGAUAAUCAUUGGUCCUUGAGUAAUGGAAUCGCUAAGUUUGCUGCCACGUCAGGCGAGACUAUCAACAUCAGUGAUGCUUAUCAAGACGAUAGAUUCAGUGAGAAAGUUAAAGAGUCAGAUGCUGUGACCGGGUUUCAUACGAAGUCGGUCUUGUGCACACCAAUCAAGAGAAACCAACAAACAAUUGGCGUUUGUCAGUUAAUAAACAAAACAGAUGGUCGACCAUUUGACGAGAAUGAUGAAAGUUUAUUUGAGGGAUUUGCAAUAUUCUGUGGGAUUGGAAUUCAUAAUACAAACAUGUAUGAGAAGACGUCUAAAUUAUUGGCAAAACAAAUGGUUGCAAUGGAGGUUUUAUCUUACCACGCUCGUGCCGCUCCAGAAGAUGUCAAACGAUUGAUGAACUCUCCUGUUCUUCAUUCAGAUGAAUUCAAACUUCACGACUUCUCCUUCAGUGAUUUCCAGCUAAGCGACGAUGAAACCAUUCAAGCCUCCUUAAGGAUGUUCUUAGAUUUAAACAUUUUGGAUCGCUUUCACAUUUCAUCAAAGACGUUUAUCAGUUGGUUGCUGAGCGUCAAGAAGAACUAUCGUCCUGUUAUUUAUCACAACUGGCGACACGCUUUCAAUGUUACGCAAACCAUGUUUGUUAUGCUAACGACGGGAACGAUGAGAAAACACUUCUCGGAUUUAGAGGCUUUUGCCCUUCUUGUGGCGUGUCUUUGUCACGAUCUUGACCACAGAGGAACAAACAACACAUUUCAGUCGAAAAUUGAGUCACCUUUAGCACAGUUGUAUGGAACGUCGACGAUGGAACAUCACCAUUUUGAUCAUUGCAUCAUGAUUUUAAAUAGUGAGGGAAACAACAUCUUCUCGGAGCUGCCACCAGAUGAUUAUCGAAAAGCAAUUGAAUAUCUCGAACAUGCGAUUUUAUCCACAGAUUUGCAAAUCUAUUUCAAAAAACGAGAUCAUUUCACCAAAAUUCUUGAAGAAGAUGAGCAACCAGAAUGGGGACGUAACGAUCAGAACCGAAGUAUUUUGAGGGCAAUGAUGAUGACAGCCUGCGACGUCUCCGCCAUCACCAAACCUUGGCCUAUUCAACAGACCGUUGCCAAGCUGGUCGCCAGCGAGUUCUUUGAACAAGGAGAUAUCGAGAGAGACAAAUUGAAAAGUGAACCUAUGCCGAUGAUGGACCGUAAGAAGAAGGAUGAUCUUCCUAAAAUGCAAGUUGGUUUCAUAGACGCCAUUUGUUUACCAAUAUACAAGCUUAUGGCAAUGAUGGAGCCGAAUCUUUCUCCAUUGCUUGAUGGCGUCACAAGCAAUCGUCAAAAUUGGCAGGCCUUGGCUGAUGAUGUCACACACAACGUUGAAGAAACAACAGAUAGCUUGGAUGGUCUUACGACUUCCCAACAGAAGGAAAUACCUGAAAUAAACAAUAACAGCCAAAGACAAGGAAACUCAGAACUAUUAGACGAAGAAACACCACAUCAUAACAACACCAAUCUCGCCUUGGAGACGAAAUCGUUUUCGCCUCGUAGUAGCUGUGUUGAAAUAACUGCAGAGAAUCCUAAAGGAAGCAAGAAUGUUGUUAAUGAUUCAAAGAAGAAAAAGUCUUCAAAGACGACUUCAAAAACAUGUUGUCUGCUAUAACAUGUUGUAAUAGUUACUUCACUUGUACAUUUUGUAUAUUUUUGUAAAAAUUGUUCUUAAUCCAUAUUUUUACACGUGUAUAUAUAAAUCUGAUAGUUUGAACGAGACAGGUAUCAGAUCUACCAGGUAUGUACAGUAUUGGAUGCGUUUACGGCCGUAAACUUGCGUCUUUUUAGGGAAAAGGAUGCAUUAUAGUAGAUAAUCAUCGUAGAACAUUCCGAAGUAUAAGGAAACGUUCCAAAAUGUGGCAAAAAAGUUCGAAAAUGUAGCAACAAGCAUUCCAGAAUGUAUCAAAGUUAUAUGUUGCAAAAA